ACCAACACGUUCUGUACAGGAGCUGGUUAGUGGAGAAGCCGAGCACCAUGAAGUGGCUCGUCCUGGCCCUGGUUUGCCUCCAGCUCUCGGAGGGGCUGGUGAGAAUCCCUCUGAGAAAAGGCAAGUCGGCACGAGAGAUCAUGAAGGAGAAGGGGACGUUGGAGCAUUUUUUGAAGCACCACAAAGUUGAUCUAGGCAGGAAGUAUCACUUCAAUGAAUACAAUGUUGCUCAUGAACCAAUCACCAAUUACUUGGACGCCUACUACUUUGGAGAGAUCAGCGUCGGGACUCCACCCCAGACCUUCCUGGUUCUCUUCGACAGCGGUUCUUCCAACCUGUGGGUGCCAUCUACCUACUGCCAGACAGAGGCCUGUUCCAAUCAUGCAAGGUUUGACCCGAGCCAGUCAUCCACCUUUUCCAGCAAUGGACAGACUUACACUUUCGAUUAUGGGAGCGGUGACUUGACUGUGAUGAUGGGUUAUGACACAGUGUCAGUCCAGGACAUUGUGGUCACAAAGCAGGAGCUUGGUCUGAGCACAAAUGAGCCCACCGAGCCCUUCUACUACUCUAAUUUUGAUGGGAUUCUUGGCAUGGCCUAUCCGUCCCUGGCUGAAGGAAGUGGACUCACAGUUAUGGAGAACAUGCUGCAGCAGGGCCAGCUGACUGAGCCCAUCUUCAGUUUCUAUUUCUCACGCCAACCAACCUAUAGUUAUGGUGGGGAACUCAUCCUUGGAGGCAUUGACACUCAGCUCUUCACUGGGCAGAUUACAUGGACGCCCGUGACCCAGGAGUACUACUGGCAGAUUGGCAUUGAUGAGUUUGCUAUUGGGCAGAGUGCUACUGGCUGGUGCAGUGAAGGCUGCCAGGCCAUUGUGGACACCGGGACCCUCCAACUCGCUGUCCCGCAGCAGUUCAUGGGAGACUUCUUGGAUGCCGUGGGUGCCCAGGAGGGCCCCGACAGUUACGUGGUUGACUGCAGCAGCGUUCAGAGCUUGCCCACCAUCACCUUCACCAUCGGUGGAGCCCAGUUCCCGCUGCCGCCUUCUGCCUACAUCUCCUACGAAAACGGCAAUUGCAGUGUUGAGAUUGAGCCCACUUACCUGCCUUCCCCUAAUGGGCAACCGCUCUGGAUCCUGGGUGAUGUUUUCCUCAAGGAAUAUUAUUCUGCCUUUGAUAUGGAUAACAAUAAAGUUGGCUUUGCCCCAUCAGCCUAGAGAAACCAGGCAUCUCCCAAGUUGGAUGGAUGCAGCUCC
Messenger RNA from Alligator sinensis (Chinese alligator), 1253 nucleotides. RefSeq names its product gastricsin-like. The record is from RefSeq and is a predicted model, not a curated record. Gene Ontology annotation, molecular function: aspartic-type endopeptidase activity. The transcript has 9 exons. Gene Ontology annotation, biological process: proteolysis. Bases 48 to 1214 code for a protein of 388 amino acids. NCBI's taxonomy places the organism in Eukaryota, Metazoa, Chordata, Crocodylia, Alligatoridae.